Molecule: messenger RNA, 5811 nt
Organism: Oncorhynchus kisutch (coho salmon)
Lineage: Eukaryota; Metazoa; Chordata; Actinopteri; Salmoniformes; Salmonidae
Product: transcription factor SOX-6
Exons: 17
Coding region: 446-2761 (771 amino acids)
Biological process (GO): regulation of transcription by RNA polymerase II; positive regulation of chondrocyte differentiation; central nervous system development
Cellular component (GO): nucleus
Molecular function (GO): DNA-binding transcription factor activity, RNA polymerase II-specific; RNA polymerase II cis-regulatory region sequence-specific DNA binding
Source: RefSeq, a predicted model, not a curated record
UUCAGAGUUGAUUCGCAGUGCGCUCGCGAGUCCGGUUUGCUUCGGCGGCAUGUCCAAAUCAGAAGGAAUUUGAUACAGUUCUAAUCAACUGGAAAAUGGAAAUAUUGUUAAUGCUGUCUGCGGAGUAAACCAUUACUCUCUCACAAGUUUACUCUCUCGGGUCACAGAAACGGACCCUAAAAUAAUGCGUUGUGAGUCAUAAAUUAAAAUAGACGUAACCCUUCGUUCUAAAUCGGAUCCAUUGGGAGACAAUACUGAAGAAACAAGACAUUGGUCCCAGCGGAGAACACGGUGCGACGAAAGGAGAACUUAUUUAAAUUUCUUCUGGUUGUUCCACUGUGCUGUGUUUCCCUAGUCCCUGUCUGUAUCUUGACAAAAGGAGACGUUCAUGAAUCCAAUUCUGACUCACCAGUGAGCUGAAGGUGUUGAAGUCUCUCUACUGCUAAUGAUGUCUUCCAAGCAAGCCACAUCUCCGUUUCCCCCAGCGACGGAGGAAGAGGAAGCGAUGGGUCUGGACGAUGUGGGCUGGGCCAAUGAGGACAGAGAAAGCCAGGACCAGCCGGCCUCACCCACUCUGCACAGCAAACCCCUCCCAGAGGAGCACCAGCCAAUCAGAGACAGCCAGCCUGAGUUGGCGUGGAAGAGUAUAGGCUCUACUCAGACGGACAAUGGUAGCAGCAAGGGCUGUUCCUUGUACUCCUACCGGAAUAACUCUACCUCUCCACCAAAGCCCGAGGAGUGUUCUCGGGAGCGGGGCGAGCAGCUAGGCGGAUCGACGUUCGGAACACUGGAGCGCCGCAAAGGAAGCCUGGCCGACGUGGUGGACACACUGAAACAAAAGAAACUGGUGGAGCUGACAAAGACCGAGCAGGACGAGACGACCUGUAUGGAGAGACUUCUGUCUAAAGACUGGAAAGACAGGAUGGAAAGACUGAAUGCCAGCAAACUCCUAGGAGAGGUCAAAGGUACCCCAGAGAGUUUGGAGGAGAAGGAGCGGCAGCUGUCCACCAUGAUCGGCCAGCUUAUCAGCCUGCGGGAGCAGCUCCUGGCGGCCCACGACGAGCAGAAGAAGAUGGCUGCGUCACAGAUGGAGAAACAGAGGCAGCAAAUGGAGCUGGCCCGCCAGCAGCAGGACCAGAUUGCGAGGCAACAGCAGCAGCUCAUGCAGCAGCAGCACAAGAUCAACGUUCUCCAGCAGCAGAUACAGGUGCAGGGUCACAUGCCUCCUCUGAUGAUCCCAGUGUUUCCUCAUGACCAGCGAUCUCUGGCCGCUGCCGCCGCUGCUGCACAGCAGGGCUUCCUCUUCCCACACAACAUGUCCUACAAACCAGGUGAUAACUACCCCAUGCAGUUCAUUCCAUCCACAAUGGCAGCUGCAGCCGCGUCAGGACUGAGCCCGCUACAACUACAGCAGCUGUACGCCGCCCAGCUGGCCAGCAUGCAGAUCUCACCUGGAGCCAAAAUGGCCUCACUGCCACAGCCUCCCAACUCCUCAGACCCCCUAUCGCCCCCCGGCUUGAAGAGUGAGAAGAGAGUGUUGAGUCCUGUCACUCAUGUUAAGGAGGAAGGGUCGACGCAGCCCCUGAACCUCUCAGCCCGAUCCAAGACUGGCGACCGCUCCCCGUCCUCGCCCUCACACACCCUGUUCCCCAGCAACAAGACCAGCCCCAUCACCAUGGGGAAGGGGCGCAUCCCCAGCCCUCUCUCCAACAUGGGCAGAGGCUCACUGGGUGGGUGCAGUGAACACACACACAUGCCUGCACACACACUCACAGACAUCCUAUCCAGCCUGAACUCCACAGCGUUGUUUGGGGACCAGGACGCGGUGAUGAAGGCCAUCCAGGAGGCGAGGAAGAUGAGGGAGCAGAUCCAGAGAGAACAGCUUCAUCAUCAGCAGCAGCAGAGCCUGGAGGCCAAGCUCACAGCCCUGAGCGGCAUGAGCCUCAGCAAUGGCAACAAGGAGCGGAUGCACUUUGAGAGUUUGAGUCAGCACCUGGGCAACCUGGGAGAGGAUGGAAAGAUGGGCCACAGGGUCAUUGACCUCACCAGACCUGAGGAUCUUCAUGGUGGUGCCAGCACUACGGAAGCACGGGUCUUCAGGGAGGCUAGGGGCAGGAACAGUGCCGAGCCCCACAUCAAGAGGCCCAUGAAUGCCUUCAUGGUGUGGGCCAAGGAUGAGAGGAGGAAGAUCCUGCAGACCUUCCCCGACAUGCAUAACUCCAACAUCAGCAAGAUCCUGGGCUCUCGCUGGAAGUCCAUGAGCAACCAGGAGAAGCAGCCAUACUAUGAGGAACAGGCCCGUCUCAGUAAGAACCAUCUGGAGAAGUACCCCAACUACAAGUACAAGCCCCGGCCCAAGAGGACCUGCAUCAUCGACGGGAAGAAGCUGCGCAUCGGGGAGUACAAGCAGAUGAUGCGCUCGCGGCGACAGGAGAUGAGGCAGUUCUUCAGUGUGGGGCCACAGCCUCAGAUCCCCAUCAGCAACAGCGCUGGAGGCCUCUACCCGGGCGCCAUCACCAUGGCGACAGCCACGCCUUCACCACACCUAACAUCAGACUGCUCCAGCGCGUCGGCCAGCCCCGAGCCCGCAAUCCCUGUCAUCCAGAGCACAUUCGGCGUAGUCAAGCCAGAGCCGGUUGCCAUGGUGACCGGUGACCACCCGGUCAACGGGGAGGACGAGAUAGACAUGUACGAAGACUUUGAGGACAAAUCGGACUACAGCAGCGACCACGAGACACGGGAGCCUGUCAGUGCCAACUGAACCUGCUCAGAAGAACUUCUGAACUUUUUGAAAAAAAAUUAAGCAGGACAAUAUGACAGAGACUGAGUUUGGCUCAGAACAACUUUUCAACAGUACAAGGGGGGCGGAACAGUUUGUCCGGGAUUUGAUGCACCACGGACUGAGCAUGCUCAGAUUUACUCUGGACAGGACGUGACAUACACUGAGAAUUCUCUGAUUGCCUCUGGACAGGAUGUGGCAUUCUCUGAUUGACUCUGGACAGGAUGUGACAUACACUGAGCAUUCUCUGAUUGACUCUGAACAGGACGUGACAUACACUGAGCAUUCUCUGAUUGAAUCUGGACAGGAUGUGACAUACACUGAGCAUUCUCUGAUUGACUCUGGACAGGAUGUGACAUACACUGAGCAUUCUCCUGAUUGACUCUGGACAGGUCGUGACAUACACUGAGCAUUUGAAGAUCUCACAGACCGCCCAUGUUUCUCAAACUACCAUUUUGGACAAGAACACUUUUUCUGAACAAUCCCGUACCAAGUGAUUGGGCUGAGACAACCUCCAGACAGAUAGACAGUGAACAAGACAAUCCAACACAGACAAGAGCUAGUAAGAGUCAGGGCGAUGAGAAGAGAAUGUUCGAACAAAGAGAUAACUGACACAUUUCUGCUGCGUGUGGUUUUUUACAGGAGAGUCCAUGGACUUGACUGAGACAUCAGAAAUUAGUCUUCAACAUCUAUCGGUGUUAAAUGUUUAUUUUAAGUGUGAUUACGUUCUUAUGAUAUGUUUCCUUUGAUUGUGGGUUUCUGGAUUUCCAUGGACACUUUCCUGACAGGUUACUUACUGCCUGUAAAACCUUGGACUGUCAGGACUUUAACAUUUGAAAGUGAAUAUAAAUCCUUAGCUUUCAUCGUACCUUAUUAUUUCUUAUGAGUACAGUACAUCUACACCUUUCUCCACAAAUGCUUACAAUAUGUUACAUUACUGUUCAUGAUGGGGUUUAUAUCCUUGCUCAGGUAUGCUGUGCCAGCUUGUGAAUGUGUUUUGAUUUCAUACGAGUGAGUGGUAGACAUUUUCAGACUGACAAUGAAACAGAGGAGAAAAUACCUAUUAUUAUAAUUAUUAUUUUCUGAGAUAUUGUACAGUUUUUCUUCAAAUGUGCCAAACCUACAUUCACAUCACUCAGAAAUAUUCUAGUCUUAAUGCUGAUGCUGCAAUAAGUCUUAUACAGUCAGUUUUUAUUGCUGAGGUGUCCCUAUUAGGAGAAAGCUGCCGCUUUAGCUAACAUCUGCAUUGCGGAUGUUUUGGUGGUGUCGGAGGUAGAACUGCGUUAGCGCUGUCAAAUCCACAAGAAGGUCUUGGCAUUAUACCUAAAGCAGACAUUGCCAUUGGCUGCACGGAGUCGCAUUAAGAAAAAUCCCAUGCAGCUUUGUUUACAAGUUGGAACACUGGAAUGUGAGAUGUAAUUUACACCUCAAUUAGGCUGAUAGAAAUCCACAUCUUUUCACUGAAUGAUUUUCAGUUUGAGCACCAUUAUUUCUACACUAUAUAGCCUGCACUUUCUCGUUCUGAACUUCUAACGCGAGUGGGAUGGGUGUGACUUCGUGACAAUGAUCAAGAGCAGCUGCACACUGAUUUGACAGCUCCAACACCAACAAAACAUCACACAUGCGGGUGUUGCCUAUCGCUGGUUAACACUUAACCUGAUUUGAAUCUAGCCUAAUUUUGUAUUGGCUGUUUAGAGAAAACCAAAAAACAAUGGGUUACAGUUCCUCCUGGCCCAUAGAAUAUUUUCAGGGUGAGGAAUAAUCUAACAUUGAGUUGUACAAUCCUGAACUUCCCCUUUAAUUCAUCCAUAAUGCAAAGGGGCCAAAAACGAUCAAAUUCGUUAUUUUGGUCAACUGUUACAGUACACUGACGUUCAGCUGGAGUGGCUUUUAGGUUUGAAAUCUCUUUUGUUUGACUAUAGAGGUUGUGAAUAAAACAUGUUGUAUAGACUCUGCAAAUGUUGAUAAAGACACAGGACAUCAUAAUAGGCACAAUAAGUCUUAAAGUUGAACUCUUCUAGUUCUAUUUGUCAUACAGGAAAAUGCAGAGGAGCGGUCCCGACAGUCAUCUAUAUGGUAGGGCCACCAUAUAUUUAGUUUUUUUUUAAUGUAGGUUUUAUUUACUCUAUUGUACCUAGAUUCAGAAGAUCAGAUUUGUUUAUGUGAAUUGAUCAGUAUACAAUUAUGUAGCCAGAGAUGGUUUUCAAAAUUGGUACAUUGGCAAAGAAAACAAAAACAUCAAUAUUGGUCAAUAUUAGCUCUAGCAUUUCAAAAAAGUAGUGCAAGAAUAUUUUGAAAUAGAUAUUUCAGGUAAAUUAAAAUAUACCCAUAAGUCCUGUUUUCACAUGCCCAUCUCUACUUUGAAAAUAUGUAUACUUUUACAACCUCUAUUUUAGGCGGGUUUAGGUUACUCUGUUUUCUGGUUGAUUUGUAUGUGAUUUGUGUCUCUUUACGACCAUGUCGAAUUAUAUUUUGUAGGUUGGUAGAAAAUAACAUUUUUGUUACGACUGAAGUUUGAUUUUGCUUGCAAUACAGAGAAAAGGAGAGCUGUACUGUUCACCUCAUGCAAAGACAUUGUUUCAAGUUUUAUAAGCAUCACAGGCACUGGAUAUGAGUGGUAUUUUUUCAGUACUGUCUAAUGUGAAGUUGUCGUUAGAAAACAACAAUGACAAAAUUCUGACAAACAAAACAUCACCUGUGUGGACGCCAGAUUUGAGUACAUUUCCAGUUUAGUAACAUUUGUAUUAUUUAUGCAGAAAUAGUUGUUUUAGCUUCAGUGCUGCCUGAAGUGCUCUGACCUUUGACACAAAUUCAAAGGUCACUCAGACCACCGGUCAGUUUCAACCUACAGAAGCAGACGUCAUUUUUCCUGGCCCCACACAUUUUGUGUCAAGUAUUGUAUUUGAAAUUCAAUUGUGCAUUUUAACAUUUCAUUGUAUUUAUUAGCCGGUGUUGGCUCUAAAAGUGUCAGUACAACUUGGUGAGACAGACAAUCAGAAAAAAAUAAAGACUGAGAUUUCCUUACAAAUUCA